Messenger RNA from Pistacia vera, 2646 nucleotides. RefSeq names its product probable methyltransferase PMT11. Bases 155 to 2137 code for a protein of 660 amino acids. The record is from RefSeq and is a predicted model, not a curated record. Gene Ontology annotation, cellular component: cytoplasm; endosome; trans-Golgi network. NCBI's taxonomy places the organism in Eukaryota, Viridiplantae, Streptophyta, Magnoliopsida, Sapindales, Anacardiaceae. Gene Ontology annotation, molecular function: methyltransferase activity. The transcript has 9 exons.
UUACACGCGCACACACACUCCAUACUCAAAGGCUUUACACGGCACAAGUAAGCUCGCAUGGAUCUUCAACUUCAAUUCAUCAAAACGACACCGUGAAAAGUCUACUUCUCCAACGUCAAGAUCUAAAUCUCCAGCUCCACUUCACUGCCGAACAAUGAAUCCACUCUCCAACCCAAAUCUCAUCAAGCUCUCCGCCUUCAUUUUCCUCUCCUUCGCUUUCUUCUACCUCGGCAAACACUGGUCCGAUGGCUACCAGCAACUCGUCUUCUUCUCCACCUUUCGCUCCUCUCAAGACGCCGCCGUUUCAAUGUCCCCAAACUCCAACAAAUCCUACGACAUUUCCUCCCUCAUUGCGGACAAUGAAACACAAUCUCAAUCUCAGUUCAAUCUCGUUCCGUCUCCAUCUCCAUCUCCGCCGUCCGAUUCGAUCAAGAAGUUCGGGAUCAUAACCGAGGACGGAACUAUGUCCGACAAGUUUGAAGUCGGGGAGUACGAUACGGAUUUGGUGGAAACCGAGUGGGACAACGAUAACGGGACGGAGAAAACGGAGAGCAGUGCUGGUAGGGUUCAGAUUAAGAGGUUCUCCCUGUGUUCCGAGAGUAUGAGGGAGAUUAUUCCGUGUCUGGAUAACUUGGAGGCAAUUAAAAGGUUGAAGUCCACGGAUAAAGGGGAGAAAUUCGAGCGACAUUGUCCUCAAAACGGAACCGGAUUGAAUUGCUUGGUUCCGCCUCCUAAAGGCUACAGGCAGCCCAUUCCGUGGCCCAGAAGUCGAGAUGAGGUAUGGUACAGCAACGUUCCUCAUACAAAACUAGUUGAAGAUAAAGGAGGUCAAAACUGGAUUUCAAAAGAAAAGGAUAAGUUCAAGUUUCCAGGAGGUGGUACGCAGUUUAUACAUGGGGCUGAUCAAUACUUGAAUCAGUUCUCUCAGAUGGUGCCUGAUAUUACAUGGGGUAAUCAAACCAGAGUUGUUAUCGAUGUUGGAUGUGGCGUGGCAAGUUUUGGUGCCUAUUUGUUAUCACGGAAUGUCUUGACUAUGUCUGUAGCUCCGAAAGAUGUUCAUGAGAAUCAAAUUCAAUUUGCUCUUGAGCGUGGUGUCCCGGCAAUGGUAGCAGCAUUUGCAACUCGCCGUUUAUUGUAUCCAAGUCAAGCUUUUGAUUUGAUACAUUGUUCAAGAUGCAGAAUAAAUUGGACUCGUGAUGGUGGGAUAUUGCUGCUUGAGGUCAAUAGGAUGCUUAGGGCAGGAGGAUACUUUGCUUGGGCUGCACAGCCAGUGUAUAAACAUGAAGAAGCUCAAGAGGAACACUGGAAAGAGAUGCUUAAUCUUACAACUCGUCUUUGCUGGGAGCUUGUGAAGAAGGAGGGAUACGUUGCAAUAUGGCAGAAGCCCUCCAACAACAGCUGUUAUCUAAGCCGUGAGGCAGGAACCACACCCCCACUGUGUGACCCAGAUGACAAUCCAGACAAUGUCUGGUAUGUUGAUCUGAAGGCAUGCAUCAGUCGACUUCCAGAGAAUGGAUAUGGAGCAAAUCUUCCCUCAUGGCCUGAUCGAUUGCAAACUCCACCUGAUAGGCUCCAAAGCAUACAGCUUGAUGCAUACAUUGCUAGGAAAGAGCUCUUCAAGGCAGAAUCGAAGUACUGGAAUGAUAUAAUAGCAAGCUAUGUCCAUGGUUUACAUUGGAAGAAGAUGAAAUUUAGAAAUGUAAUGGAUAUGAGAGCUGGCUUUGGAGGAUUUGCAGCAGCUUUAAUUGAACAAAAACUUGAUACCUGGGUUAUGAAUGUGGUUCCAGUUAGCGGUUUCAACACCUUACCUGUUAUAUACGACCGUGGACUACUAGGAGUUAUGCAUGAUUGGUGUGAACCAUUUGAUACAUAUCCGAGAACCUACGACUUACUGCAUGCAUCUGGGCUCUUCUCUGUUGAAAGAAAAAGAUGUAAUAUGUCAACAAUCAUGCUUGAGAUGGACCGAAUGCUCAGACCUGGUGGACAUGUGUAUAUUCGUGACUCUGUUGAUGUCAUGGAUGAACUUGGAGAGAUUGCAAAAGCUAUGGGUUGGAAAGUGACUAUGCGAGAGACAGCUGAGGGCCCUCAUGCAAGUUAUAGGGUGUUGACAGGUGAUAAACGCCUACUGCGUGGUUAAAUAAAUGGGAUUAUAAAUCCAGGUGUGAUUGUUAUUAGUAAAAUCUGUAAGAUUAAGAAGAGAUUAACAGCACGGGCCAACGUCCCUUUCAUCAAAGCCAUAUGGAGAAAAGGAUCGCAGAUGCUUAUGGAAAUUUUAUUGCCACAGAGAGAGACCUGUUUCAUUUAUAUAAUUAUCGACUACUGGAGUGGACAUCCGAUCAGUUCUUAGCUGGUGCCUCGUGAGUUGUGAUUUUUUAGGUAUUGACUUCAAUAUUAGAUUAGGCACGUACUUGAUCCAUGCCCGAGUGGAAAUGAUGGAAGCCUUCCAUGUACUUUACCUGUAAAACACAGCAUAGUACAUUUCAUUUUUUAAAUUGAUGAUUUUGUAAUAUUAUUCUUUUUACCUGAAUUCAGGAAAAGUUACAUGCAAAGCAUUAGCUAAUAUGUUUGCUCCAUUUAUAAUCCUGUAAGCUGUAACUAAGAGUCUUAAAGACUUAGACCAUGAGUUCUCUCUUUUCGAACUUCGAA